This is a messenger RNA of Phaeoacremonium minimum UCRPA7, 600 nucleotides long. RefSeq names its product putative rho gtpase protein. Gene Ontology annotation, cellular component: cell projection; cell cortex; cytoskeleton. Gene Ontology annotation, molecular function: GTP binding; protein kinase binding; GTPase activity. NCBI's taxonomy places the organism in Eukaryota, Fungi, Ascomycota, Sordariomycetes, Togniniales, Togniniaceae. Gene Ontology annotation, biological process: small GTPase-mediated signal transduction; establishment or maintenance of cell polarity; regulation of cell shape. The record is from RefSeq and is a predicted model, not a curated record. Bases 1 to 600 code for a protein of 199 amino acids. The transcript is spliced from 6 exons.
AUGGCUGCCCCUGGGGUCCAGUCACUCAAGUGCGUCGUGACAGGUGACGGUGCCGUUGGCAAGACAUGUCUGCUCAUCUCCUACACAACGAAUGCCUUCCCCGGCGAGUAUAUUCCCACAGUGUUCGAUAACUACUCUGCCAGCGUUAUGGUCGAUGGCAAGCCUAUCAGCCUGGGUCUAUGGGAUACUGCCGGCCAAGAGGAUUACGACCGACUACGACCACUCUCCUACCCUCAGACCGACGUCUUCCUAAUCUGCUUCUCCAUCGUGAGCCCGCCCUCCUUCGACAACGUCAAGGCUAAGUGGUAUCCCGAGAUCGACCAUCAUGCGCCUAACAUCCCCAUCAUCCUCGUCGGAACCAAGCUCGAUCUCCGUGAAGACCCCGCGACCCUUGAGUCUCUCCGCCAGAAGAGAAUGGAGCCCGUCUCGUACGACCAGGCUCUGGUGUGCGCGAAGGAGAUCCGAGCCCAUAAAUACCUAGAGUGCUCAGCUCUGACGCAGCGAAACCUGAAGAGCGUCUUCGACGAGGCCAUCCGUGCUGUUCUCAACCCUCGGCCACAGCCCACGAAGCCCAAGGGCAAGAAGUGCACCAUCCUGUAA